Messenger RNA from Racocetra persica, 604 nucleotides. The record is from the annotation of a GenBank genome assembly. Lineage: Eukaryota; Fungi; Glomeromycota; Glomeromycetes; Diversisporales; Gigasporaceae.
UCUCCGGCAGCAGUUUCUUUUCGUUACAUGAUCGAAGCGAUCAAAGCCUUUUUAGAGGGAGAAAAAUACGGUGAAUUUCAAGCCUGGUGCAAAGAAAAAAUAUUAAAAGAUUUUAACGAAACUCGCAAAAUCCUCAAAAAUCUUUUUCUGCGUUAUCCAGAAGGAUUUGCCACGAUUAAUAUUGAAACCGGGCGGGAUUUAUGGAAUUCGGAAGAAGAAAGGAACAAAAUUGAACGAAAGAACCGUGACCGAGAAAAAGAAAAAGAAGGGAUUAGGCAAAAAUUAAGGGAUAGCAACUCGGAUAUUCCUCCUAAUGAAGAAAAUAUUAAGAGAUAUCUUUAUCCAGGACUCUCUCCACAAAAAAGAUAUCAGCAUAGUUUUCAAGAACCAUUUGGGGAGCAAGGGAAACUCUCUAUAAAAGUUCCCGGUUCUGAAAAAACCACUACCACCUAUUUUCCCUACAAAUAUACCAUUUAUUUUUUGAAUAAUUACCAGAAUGAGGACCAGUUGCGAGGUGCUGUAGUUCAUGAGUUUGCCCACCAUUAUCUCUAUUCAACAAUUGGCGACCAUAAGCACAACGAUAAUUUUUACUCUACCAUGGAGC